Molecule: messenger RNA, 1359 nt
Organism: Drosophila obscura
Lineage: Eukaryota; Metazoa; Arthropoda; Insecta; Diptera; Drosophilidae
Product: zinc carboxypeptidase A 1
Exons: 1
Coding region: 35-1312 (425 amino acids)
Biological process (GO): proteolysis
Molecular function (GO): zinc ion binding; metallocarboxypeptidase activity
Source: RefSeq, a predicted model, not a curated record
CUCCCCUUCGGAGCUCAUACAAACAACGACAAGCAUGUCGCUGACCAAGUCCCUCCUGUUCGCCCUCCUGGCCAUCGUGGCCCUGGCGGGAAUCAGCGCCGAGCGCGCCCGCUAUGACAACUACCGCCUGUACAAGGUGAAUGCGGAGAAUGCCGAGCAGCUGGCCGUGCUGAAGCAGCUCGAGAGCUCCAGCGACUCCAUCCUGUUCCUGGACGGAGUGCACAUUGUGGGGGCCGAUGUCAAGAUGGUUGUGGCCCCGCACAAGGUACCCGAUCUACUGGAGAUCCUCGGCAAGGCCGAGAUCAAGUAUUUGCUGCAGUCGAAAGAUGUGCAAAAGACCCUCGACGAGACCGACGAGAAGGUUGCCAUCAAGGGACGCGCCGGCGAAGCCUACAACUGGCAGCAGUACUACGAGCUGGACGACACCUACACCUGGCUGCAGACCCUGGCCAAGACCUACCCCGGAGUGGUUACCCUCAUCGAGGGCGGCAAGACCUAUCAGGGACGCUCUAUUCUGGGCGUGAAGAUCACCAAGAGCGGCAAGGAGAAGCCUGGCAUCUUUCUGGAGGCUGGCAUCCACGCCCGCGAGUGGAUCGCCCCCGCGGCGGCCACCUACAUCAUCAACCAGCUGCUGACCUCUGAGGUGGAGGCCGUCAAGCAGCUGGCCGAGAACUACACCUGGUACGUCCUGCCCCAUGCCAACCCCGACGGCUAUGUGUACACCCAUACCACGGACCGGAUGUGGCGCAAGACCCGCACCCCCUACAGCAGCUGCUUCGGCGCCGAUCCCAACCGCAACUGGGCCUUCCACUGGAACGAGGUGGGCGCUAGCAGCAACCCCUGCUCCGACACUUACGCCGGCCCCUCUGCCUUCUCCGAGAUCGAGACUCUCUCCCUGUCCAACUACCUUGCAUCGCUGAAGGGCAAGAUCCAGCUGUACAUCUCCCUGCACGCCUACUCCCAGUACCUGCUCUACCCCUACGGACACACCGGUGAUCUGCCCGACAAUGUGGCCGACUUCAAGAAGGUCUACGACGUGUCCGUUGCCGCCGUGAACAAGCGCUACGGCACCACAUACACCGGAGGCAACAUCUACGAUGCCAUCUACCCAGCGGCCGGCGCUAGCGUGGACUGGGCCUACGGCACCCAGGAUGUGCGCAUGGCCUUCUGCUACGAGCUGCGUCCCUCCUCGAACAGCGUCCUCACCGGCUUCAAGCUCCCAGCCGCCCAGAUCGUGCCUGCCAGCGAGGAGCUUCUCGACUCCAUCGUGGCCAUGGCCGCUGAGGUCAAGAGCCUGGGCUACUUCAACUAAAUCUAAGGCUAAGAGACUAAAUAAAGGACUCACAGUUUGACGGCAUA